ACUGUAUAUCAUAUAGUAUAGAGAUCUGCCAUAUUCUGUAUGCACGAUAUACCAUGCCUGGAGUUUUGUUUUUGCCACACUCCACACCCUGUGAAAUUCACUGGAGUGGAAAGGGAGCAUAUUUUAGUUUCUUAGAUAUGGGACAAUGACGAGUUUCAAAAUAAGGGUAUGCACUAUGGUAGACUCUCCAAUAUGCCCCCACCUUUCCAAGCUGACACAUUUUUACAGAGGCAUUUAUCCAAAAGCCCUUCGCAGACUACUGCAUCUAGAGGCCCUCAAUCAAAAUGCCAACACUUUCGUCGAGUUUAUUAACAAUCGAAGAGAAACCUUGUUUCACCUGAGGGGAAAAUAUUGCUGUUGUGGAUCCCGACAACAUUCAGUGUUAAAACAGGCAGAAUGGAACGUUCUAUUUAAAACUCACAUUAAUAAAUGUCCAAAUAAUGGUACUGAUUGUUUCCAUAUGUUUAAAGCACCAGAAUGGCUAACAGUAGAUAUGCUCGAAUUUUCUCUGGCUUGUGUUCUUCUUCGCAACAUUUGUCAUCGUCGAUACGAAAACAUCGUGAAGACUGCACAGUUGCAUCGAAACGAAGUCAUACACACGGAAAAAUCGUCGAUAGGUGAGGACGAAUUUGAAUUGCUUUGGAGAAAAGCUGUAACAUCGGCUUCCGACAUAGCUGCUCGUGUGUCAACGGAGUUUAAGAACCAGAUACGUGAGGAAGCUGAUUUGAUUUACAAAUAUAAACCCAUGUUGACCCGAUAUCUAGAAAACACGCUCUGUGAAGUAGAGAAUCAUGAAAAGGACGACUCAUUUUCGCCACUAAAAGUGGUAGAAAACAUUCUAAACACCUUGGAGCAACACGGCAUCGCCAUCAUUGUUGGAUAUCCAGGCAGUGGAAAGUCUUCCAUAGGUCUGGAGGUGAUUCGACACAUGCACACAAAAGAUAGGACAGUAAUCAAGUUCAAUCGGGUCCAAAAGUGGAACGAACUUGUCAAUCCAAAAUUCGGAUAUGUUGUCUUUGUUGACGACUUUCUAGGAGUAUCCAAUACGUCAAAUGCCGGGAUAUCCGAGUUGAAGCCUUUUUUCAGCACCAUUUACGCCUGUGUAAAGAAUAGUAAAACUCAGGUAGUCUUGACAGUACGAAAAUCAAUUUACGAAAGAUGGCGUGACGAAUUAGAAGAAACAAGAUUAUUUGAAUUUGAGAGUAUGAUAGAUUUGACAACGGAACAGUUUUGUACUUCCAUGGACGAGAAAAAAGUAAUGUUGCUAAAUCAUUUACAGAGCCGGAAAAUACAGGUUAUGAGAACAAAGACAGAAGCAGAAGGAAGUGAAGGGCCAAGUAUUGACCAGUUUACGGUAGACGCCAUUUCCCAGACAAGUGCCUUUAACUUUCCACUGUUGUGUUUCUUAUUCACAAAAUCAAAAAAUCUUCGUCUGGGAUUGAAGUUCUUUGAACAACCAAGAAGUACAAUUGUAACAACCAUUGAUGCAUUUAGAAAAUGUAGUAAUACAAACGAUAAAUGGAAAUAUGCAGUUUUAUCAUACACAGCUGUUUCUGGAAACGUGAUCAAUCCACGGAAAUUAAACAUGAAGUAUAUGACUAUCAUUGCCAAAUCGUUGACCCUGAAACUCAAAGGUAGUGACCAAGACAAAGUUGCAACUUCAGACGCUGUUGAGGAACUUAAAGACGAGUACUUAAGACAAAGUGGGAGAGAUACAUUCGAGUUCAUACACCAAACAUUUCUGGAGGCCACGGUCCUAUCGUGUGGAAAGGUGAUUCCAGAACUUGUGAUAGAACAUUGUAACAACGAAACUCUAUUUGAACUGCUAAGGACAGCGGCCUAUGAGGAAAGAGAAGGCGAACUCGUUUUUAAGUUGGGUGAAGAAAAUUAUAGAACACUGGCAGAUCGUUUGAUAUUAGAAAUUGUAUCAAAUCUUAAAGUAAUACCGCAUGUUUUAUUGCAUCCUGCCAUGGAAGACAGCAACUUUUCUGCCACGUUUUUCUCUUGUCUUCAAUCAUCAAUCGAAAAGAAAACCAUCUCUUCCCAGAAUAUCGAUCGUCUUUUGAUAGAGGCAUCGAAAAUAGGUCACCUUGGAGCUGUGACAGUUUGCUUUAAAACCAAAGUUCCACAGCAAGUGUUAGAAGAAGCUGUCAACCUCGCAAGUUAUAAUGACCAUGCGAACGUUGUUGAACUUUUAGCCAGAGAUUUGAAGCCUGAUCCAUAUUUCUUACAAGCUUGUAGUUUUGGUUGUGGAAAGGUUGUAAUUGCAAUGCUAAAGAAAGGUUUCAUAACAGAUUUGGAAUUGAUUAAAGAGGGAAUUUUCAGAUCAUCUAAAGCUGGUCAUGCAACGACAACUAAUAUACUAAUUAGUGUUUACAAAGGUUCCACAGAAUCAUCUCCCACAUUUAAACAAACAAUGGUGAAGAUAUUGAAAGACGCAUUUGAAGCCGAGAAAACAAGUACCGUAAGAGAAAUAAUUUCUUACCAACAUUUGGACCUUGAUGAUGAUGACCUAAUAAGUCUAGCUUUGGAGGCAUGUUUCUCAAAUCAAUUGGAUCUAGCAAAAUUUCUUGUUCAUGAAUUUUGUCAAGAAAUGAACAUGACGAGGAUACAAAAAGUCGACUGGAAGCUUUUACGAGGAAACAGAUUAUGUAUAGAUCUCCUUUUUCAGAUGGAAGAACUUUUACAUCUUGAUGAAUUUAUUAACAGUGUAUCCAUUGAUACCAUUCUCAUCUCUACACAUGAAUGGAGCUAUAUUAUAGAGAAGAUGCACUCACGCUUUCCAAUGAAUGUUCAGGAAUCAGUUUCUGCACGCCCCGACCUGUUGCUGCAUUUCCUUUGGAUUGGUUGUCAUUCCAUUUUCUCUCAGUUAGUUCAGGAGAAUACGGAACUAUUGCCAAAUCUUCAAAAGUGCGGGAAAGUAGCAGAAAAAUAUUCCUUUGCAGAAUUCGCUGCUUUUUGUGGGUUUCCUGAUCUCCAUUUGGUCACAAGUGACCUUCAAAAUAGAGAAGAUUUACUUCUAUGCUGCAUUCAAGGAUAUCGAAAGGAAGGAAGGGUAGAUAACGAUACUGAAAUAUUUGGCUAUAAGAAACGGUUUUACACUGUCAAUUAUUUUGAAAUCGAUUCGCGUCAAAAAGGAUAUCUCCGUUGCCUGCAGAUUCUAUAUGACGCAAGCGGAAUACUGAGCCCGGAAUCGCCAGUCUUAACUGAAAUAAUAGCAUUAAUGCACGGCCUGUUUGGUCCCCCAACGCUGUCCUUUAUGGACAACAAAGGUGAUGCAAUUUCGGAAAGCAUACUGCCAAUAUCAUCCAGUAAAAUGGAAGUUUUACAAUUCCUAGAUAAAAUACUUCUUCAACAUCUAGAUACUGUAAAAGUCAAUGAAAUGUUUCUUGCCUUGGAACAGGUGUGAUUGAAAAACAAAGCAUCAAAGUUUUACACGACCGUGUUUGUUGAUGUUCAACUUGGACUCACAAAAUAUGGAUAUAUGCUGAAUGCUGAACGAAAAUUUCAAUGCUGAUUUGUGCUAAUUGGUACGACUGACAUUCGAGCUAAAUUGUGUCCGAUCGAAAAAUUGGAUGACAUUACUUAUUACAAUGUAUAAUAUUCUAUCUACAACGAUCACAGUUCAUGUCUAAUAAAUGGAUGGUGGGAUUUUUGUAACUAUCUUGCCAUUUUGAAGAGUUUAUCAAAUAAAAAUAAUCCAAAGUAAGAAUGUACAAAAUCUUAA
Molecule: messenger RNA, 3727 nt
Organism: Ostrea edulis (European flat oyster)
Lineage: Eukaryota; Metazoa; Mollusca; Bivalvia; Ostreida; Ostreidae
Exons: 3
Coding region: 146-3409 (1087 amino acids)
Source: RefSeq, a predicted model, not a curated record